UGUCACCACUUUUCGUAAUGCUAAACAGCCGGAGCGUACCCCCCUGGACUCGCCGAUGUGAUCGCAUUCCUUGGAUCGCAGCUUCUUACGUAGACUGACCAGAGUCCGUAAGAGUAAUGGCUGUGGCAGAAAAGCACAGUUUUGGCCUUGAGCCCAUCACCACUCAUGCCUGGAACUCAACAAGGAAUAAGGUGGCGCUGUCCCUCAACAGCAAGGACGUGGCGAUCUACGAGCGGAGCGGCGGCGACUGGCGCCGGGUCGACCAGCUGGACCAGCACGACCUGCGCGUGACAGGCAUCGACUGGGCGCCCAAGUCGAACCGCAUCGUCACCUGCGCCGCAGACAGGAAUGCAUACGUGUGGACUCAGGAGGCCGGCGGCAAGUGGCGUCCGACACUCGUCCUGCUACGCAUCAACCGCGCUGCCACCUGCGUCAAAUGGUCUCCCGAAGAGAACAAGUUUGCCGUGGGCUCCGGCGCGCGCCUCAUCUCCGUGUGCUACUUCGAGCAGGAGAACGACUGGUGGGUGAGCAAGCACAUCAAGAAGCCGAUUCGCUCGACCAUCACCAGCCUCGACUGGCACCCCAACAAUGUGCUGCUGGCCGCAGGCAGCACCGACUUCAAGGUGCGUGUGUUCUCGGCCUACAUCAAGGACAUCGAGGGUAAGCCGAGCGCCACGUGCUGGGGCACCAAGAUGCCGCUGGGCCAGCUGAUGGCGGAGGUGAGCGGGUCGGCGGCCGCCGGAGGAGGCGGCUGGGUGCACGAUGUCCAAUUCUCGGCGAGUGGUCAGCAACUGGCCUGGUGCGCCCACGACUCGUCAGUUAGUGUGCUGGAUGCUGCCGAUGGAAACAAGGUGAUUACGCUGCGCACGGACCAGCUGCCAUACCGCAGCAUCAGCUGGGUGGGCGCCAACGCCCUGGUGGCCGCCGGCUACAGCUGCUGCCCCAUGCUGUACGUCAUCGAGGGUGACGCCAUCAAGCUGGCCGCCAAGCUGGAUCAGGCGCAGAAGAAGGAGGGCGGUGGGGUCAGCGCCAUGCGCAAGUUCCAGUCGCUGGACAAGCAGUCGCGCUCGGACGCGGACGAUACUUCACUGGCCACGCUGCACCAGAACUCGAUCUGCGUGACGCGUGUGUUCGAGGGAGACCGCAGCAGCGCUCGUCGGAUCAGCACCAGCGGCACGGACGGCCUGCUGGUCAUCUGGGACGUUCAGUCUCUGCAGUCGUCGAUGGCCGGACUGAAGAUCAAAUAAGGGAACAAAUAAGUGCGGCCGUCACUGCGUAUCCGACCAGCGGUGACGGUCCAACAUUCCACCGGAGCCAGCGCCAAAUGAAGCUCCACCAUACCCGAUUUGAGCCUUUUUCUAAUCAUAAUCCAGACUUUUGUAUCAAUGCUUAAGGUCGGAAAAUGGCAUAUGCGCCUUGUGUUAUACGAUGAUUAAAGCAAUCUUGCUUGACAAGUGCAGACAGCUUAUGAGCUGUCUAGGUUAAUUCGCUGCUUUUCUCGGUACAAGCUGACUUGUGAAAUAUAUUUGCCUUGUGAAA
Molecule: messenger RNA, 1539 nt
Organism: Amphibalanus amphitrite
Lineage: Eukaryota; Metazoa; Arthropoda; Thecostraca; Balanomorpha; Balanidae
Product: actin-related protein 2/3 complex subunit 1A-like
Exons: 9
Coding region: 117-1247 (376 amino acids)
Biological process (GO): Arp2/3 complex-mediated actin nucleation
Cellular component (GO): Arp2/3 protein complex; actin cytoskeleton
Molecular function (GO): actin filament binding
Source: RefSeq, a predicted model, not a curated record